AUGCUUUCAUCCAGCUUUCGCCGCAGAGUCUCCUUUGAUCACUACGAUCCAAACCCCCAUGAAAAACACCCGCCUUCAAAUUGCAAAGAGCAAUUAUCUCCCACUAUCAAGCCAAUUUUAAAGAAUGACCUCCCCGCACAGCCCCGCUCAACAAAGGACAGCACCUUAUCUAUAAAUACUAUAGGCAAUUUCUCUUUGCCAGGUUCCCCUCAAGCGCAAAAGAGCUCCUUCUCAUCCAACAAUGCUGCUGACCAUAAUUCACUACAAUCCUCAGAGCCGUCUCGGGUUCACAAAUCACCUUAUGGGGGCCUGUCUGAUAGUGAAUUACUCGAGUUGGAUUCUCAAUUCAAUAAUAGAACCAUUGACUUUCAAAAAAGUUACGGUUUCUCUCCUACAUCAAGACUACAAACAAAUUCCAUCUCUAAUCGCAAUAAAAAUCUUAUAGAUACACAUUUCCGUAAUUUGUCCCCAAAUGCGAUUUUGAAAGAAUACCCCACAAAACCAAUAUUAACGAAAAAUUCCUUUUGCUUCAACUAUACACAUUCCAAAUUAGCUAAUAACGAUUUUAGUGAUCGGUUCUAUAUUGUAUUGCUAUCAAAUAAAUCGGCGUCGCUAUCAUCGAUCGACUACUUUUUGAACCAUAUUGCAUCUAAGGGCGAUACGUUGGUAAUUUGUUGUUCACUUUCAACUUCAAUUCUCGGCAAUGAUAAAACUGAACAAUUGGAGUCUUUUAUUGAAGAUUUCACUGACUUGAUUUUAUCCCAUAUUGGUGCUAAUGAUAAAAUUGGAGAAAAACCAAUCAGUGUCACUUUUGAGUUUUUCAAAUCUUUCUCGUAUAUGGAUGAAGUUUUAAAUUUGUAUCAACCUAGUGUUGUUAUAGUCGGGACUGCUAAUGAACAAACCAAAUCAACAUCAAUGACGACACCUGAAAGGAAAUUCAUUUCUGUGGUUCUAGUUGGUGAAGAUUAUAGAAAUAACAGAUUGAGAGAGUGGAAUGUCCCCCAAAAUACCGGUCUGAAUUGUAGCCAACCCCCAGUUUCGUCAAUUAGCUUCAAACUGCCAAUUGAGAAAAAAGGAUCAAACUCUUCUUCAUACGCUCCAUCAAUUCUGGUAAAUGAUAUUUCUUAUUCCUCCCAAGACUCAAUGUCUUCAACGACUAACUUGUCCAAAAUGAAGACAAAUGACACCACUGCUUCUUCUCUAUUUGACAACUUAAACGAAACACCUUUUUUGGAACUAGCUAAAACAAACUCAAACUCUUCAUCGUUACAAGUACCGCCAGACCAACAACAGCAACAGCGGAGAAGGAGCAUGUUGGCUGUUCUAGAUAAUGAUACCCUAAGUACCCUAAACAACAAACAUUCUGAACAAGAAUUUGCAAUUGACGAUACCCCGGAAUAUACCACUUUAUCUGCAAAGAAACAAUUACCUUUAGGUCAAACUAGAGAACAACAAGAACUUUUUUCUAAAUACGAGCGUAGAUUGUCGGGUUUGAAUGUAAAUAUACAACGAAAACCUGUUGAUUCGUCUUCAACAAGUAAGGAUCAAGUUGACGUGAAGGAAAAAUCAAAAAAUAAACGGCCAAAACAGAAGGGUUUAUUUGGCUGGUUCAAAUAA
Pichia kudriavzevii is the source of this 1617-nucleotide messenger RNA. RefSeq lists its product as uncharacterized. The record is from RefSeq and is a predicted model, not a curated record. The coding region runs from base 1 to 1617 and encodes 538 amino acids. Lineage: Eukaryota; Fungi; Ascomycota; Pichiomycetes; Pichiales; Pichiaceae. The transcript has a single exon.